AUGAACGGUGCCGAUUCGUCCGACGACGAGAAUGGGGUGCUGUACUUCCUUCCUGGUGGCAUCGCGGACGACUCCCCUCCACGAAGGACGCUGGAUAUGUCGAGUCCCGUGCCAAGUUCGUUUGGCUACAUCGGUGCUGCACAAUCGUCCACGACGACCACUCAGAACUUCCGCAUGACGCCAGUAGCAGCCACCGAACCAAACAACUCCCUCCUCUCAGGCUUAGGCGGUGUUGCGGUGCCAAAUAAACCAGCCGCGCGGGAUCGACCACUCGGUGGUGGUGGUUUUGGAUCGUUCGGAGGCUACGGAUACGGCGGACGGUUUGGUGGUUCCCCUGGCGAGUCAUCCACGCCAGCCAAUGGUGGCGGUGUCGGCUCGAUCGGGUCCUCUUCCUUCCUUGGUCCAAACACCAAUGCAGGAGCUGCGUCAUCUCAACCUAUACAGACUCCAUCAUCCUCGACCUUUGCGCGAUCUCCGUUUAUGAGUACAACGACAUCUUCGAGCGGCGGUCCACUCCGCGCCCCGCCUGGUUUGGACAUACCUCUUCCAUCCGCCGCGGGAAGUUCGUUUCUCCAGCCCCAACAUCGCAUGCUCGAUCGAAAGGACGAGUCGCUGCGUGCAGCGUUUGGGUUUCUGCAGCAUUCGUCGCCUGCGCCGACGACCCACCUCGAGCAGCCACCUCCUGCGACUGCCUCCAACAUGUUUGGCCGUUCUGGAUACCAGCAAUCAAACAAAGACUUGGCUGAGCUCAACACCACGUCCGUCGUGGUCGUACAGAAGCCCCCGUCGAGAUUGCACCUCGAGGACCAGCACGACUAUGGCACUGGCAGCAACUCAAUUGGCGUCCACCGAUUUCGCAAUACGUUUCUGGAACCCCCUCCUUCGGACGACCUUGGCACGUCGCCGUCCUCCCAUCCGCCCCCGGUGCCCGUUCGCGCUGGUUCCACGCCGCGUGUAACUGGCGGGGGACGUCCUUACGGCUCGGAGCCCAAGGAGAGAGGCAAGGACAAGUUUCAUGGCAAGCGCCAUGGCUCGCCGUCGUCUGCGUCGUCCUUCGACUCGGACGUACAUGCUGCUCCUUCUUCGUCGACAUUGAACAGUACGCCUUCGUCCCCGAUGCACUUUGUGGAUCAAAGGCCUGUGUCGUCGUCCCCCCACGUGGCAGCCCAGCCGCAGCGCGUGGUGCCUGGCCAAAUUCGCAUCAAACAGCGGGGGGGGGAUGGCAUGUCUCCAAAGAAACCGACGGCGGAGGUGCCAGUGGCCAGUGGGCCUCAGCGGACUAGUUCUCGGGGUGCAGCCACUUCGACAGCUGUGCCGCCGCCUCAUUCCACUCGACGACCUUUGUACCGUGAAAAGUUCCCCAAGGGUGCCCCGUCAGACGGACCGCCUCCCCUCGCAACUGUUCCGAAGUCGGACCGGUCCACACCCCGACGGGGGACACGGGCCGACAAAUCCCUUGUUUCCGGCGGUGCCGCUGCACCUCCUAGUAUUCCUACCGACGUGGCUAGUACUACUACGACGACGACGAAUACCCGUCGAACAGCCACAAAGGCAAAUCCAGUGCAGCAGGCUCGUCCUCAUGUAUCGCCACGGCGGGAGAACUUGUAUAGCAGUCUGUUAGUCGACGAGCCGAUCGCAGCCCCCGUGUUGGAAGUGGAGGGCGAAGGGCCGACAGCACCAGACGAAUCCACGGAUGGCGACGAGAUGGUCUCCCAGGACGGACGAGGUGACGACGACCCGUCAUCAAUUCCGGCGGUGGCCAACAAGGCGUCCAACGUCGAGGACGACAACGUGUGUGUUGGCCGUGACGACUCUGACGAGGAUGGCUCUGCCCAGGACAAUGUGUCGACGUCGGCAGACACCUCCCCUUCCUCGUCCCCGCGAGAGGAACGAGUAAAAGCACAUGACGAUGCAGCAACACCCGACGACUUGCCGCCUUUGGAAGAAGACGUCAUGACCCCAGGACCCUCUCCUAUUGCAUGCCACGACGAAUCGCCCGACAAGCCAGAGGUGGUGGCCUCUGCGACCCCCCCACAGCCGCAAGAGUUUCACCCGCCUUCGUCCGAAGACGAUAUGCCCGCUCGACCGCCUUCGUCGUCCAAGAAGCGGUCGGACAAGAAGUCGCGACGCACGACGGACGCGUCCUCGGCGGCAGUGUCGGGGGCUGCCAAAGGAUCCGUCGACAAGCGGAAGGGCGACGGCAGUGGGUUGAAGCAGCCGUCGUCCUCGCAUAAAAAGCAAGACCCCCAUGGCAAAAACGACGCGGACGCAAGCGGCGCCCAUCCAGCGGGUUCUCCGCCUCCGCAACGAACACCCGACGACGACGACGACGACGACGACUUGUUUGCGCCUGUUCCGAGGUCGGCAUGGAGCGUGGCCAAAUCGGCCGUUGUGUCGACGUGCGUGUGGCUGGUGGCCUUUUCAGGCGCGUCCACGGGCCUUCCCUGGCUCCUUGUGCAUGCGCACUGGCUGGCGUCGACGUUGCUGAGCUUGGCCUUCCACUGUGGGUUUCACGUGUUGUCGUUUGGCCUCAAGUUUCAUCGGUUUGUCGUGCGUGGGCUGAUCUUUAACCGCAACAUCGCAAGCUGUUUUGCCUUUCUGUACCUGUUUCCCUUGUUGGUGCAGUACGUGAUCCCAUGGGCCCCGCCGUGGGCCCCCGUCUGCCUCUGGUAUGCGUUCCUCGUCCAGCUAUUUUGCACGCAGGGGUCGACGGCGAUGGUCGCGACGUUUCGCAUCCUGCUGCCGCUUGUGUUUUUGGUCGAAGGCGUGAGCCACCACAGCUUUCUGCUCGACUUAAACGGCGCCGAGCUGUUGCUCAUCUCGUUCAUCUUGUCGGCGGUCAAGACGGGCAACUUGUACAGUCCAGUGUUCUUCUUGUCCAUGUCCCUCCAGGUACUGUAUCGUCAAGGCUUGGACGAGUUUUGACGGUGGAGACUGUAGUGCCUGUCGGCGGUAUUUUUGGGCUCGGAAAUGUUUGUGCAGUGGAUCCAGCUCGCCGUUGCGCUCUAUUCGUUGCAUGCGAUGGCGUCGGAUGAGUGGGUACGUCGUAGCUCGUAGAAUCGCAGCACGAUAUCCACUCGAUUGUUGUAUUUUAGGGUGAUGUGGAGGACAAUACCACGUCGUUCAGCCAGUCGUCGUCGCCAUUCCUAGGCAGCGACGUCCACCAUCCAUCUGGCACGUCCAUUCAAAAGACGAAGCGGUUAGAUCGACGGUCGAUGGCAGCCGUCGUCAAAGGAAGGAAACCUCGCGCUGCGUCCUCCACCUAGUAGUCGUACUUGUAGACGCAAUGUACGUGUUAGUUAACAAGUCUUGAGUGUACCCGUAACCAAAUCUUAUUGUUUCGUCCGACA
Aphanomyces astaci is the source of this 3350-nucleotide messenger RNA. RefSeq lists its product as hypothetical. NCBI's taxonomy places the organism in Eukaryota, Oomycota, Saprolegniomycetes, Saprolegniales, Verrucalvaceae. Bases 1 to 2925 code for a protein of 974 amino acids. The record is from RefSeq and is a predicted model, not a curated record. The transcript is spliced from 2 exons.